AUGGCGGCUCCGGGGGCGGGAGCAGCAACGGCCCUUCAGGCAGGGAUCGGAGGCGGCGGCGAAUCCGGGGAAAGCCACGACGGCGGCCCGAGAGGCCUCCCAGAGUGGCCCCACAGCUCCGAGGCCGAGCGCCGGCGCUUCCGCAACUGUAGUUACCGGGAGGACGAGGGGCCCCGGGCGCUCUGCAGCCGCCUGCGCCGGCUGUGCCGCGGGUGGCUGCGGCCCGAGCGGAGCGGCAAAGCCGAGAUGGUGGACCGGGUGGUGCUGGAGCAGCUGCUGGCCCUGCUGCCCCCGGAUCUGGCGGGCUGGCUGCGGGAGUGCGGGGCGGAGAGCUGCGCCCAGGCGGUGGCCCUGGCCGAGGGCUUCCUGCUCGGCCCGACCUCCACCCAGGAAUUCGGGAAGGGGCGGCAGGACUCAGAUCCCUUUGAGGAGGUGGCUGUGGACUUCACAGAGGCGGAGUGGUCACUUCUGGAUUCUGGCCAGAAGGCCUUGUGCAUGGAAAUCAUGCUGGAGGUUUCUAGGAAUAUGGCCGCUCUGGGUGAUGGUGAUGGGCUGGAGAAUGAGAAUGACAAGCAGCUGAGGUCAUUGACACUACAAAGUGAAAUGUCUGCAAAGAACCAUUCCAUAUCUUUUACUUCAUUUAAAAUACUGCAUAGGAAAUUCACUGAGAGCACUGAUAUUACUUCCCAUCAAAGAAUUCACACAGGGGACAAACCAUAUAAAUGCCUUGAGUGUGGAGAAAGCUUUCAUGGAAACAUAGAUCUUAUUUGGCAUGAAAGGAUCCACACUGGGGAGAGACCAUAUAAAUGUAUACAAUGUGGAAAUGCAUUUACUCAGAAAAGUGGUCUUAUUAAUCAUGAAAGAAUCCAUACAGGAGAGAAACCAUUUCAAUGUACAGAAUGUGGAAAGAGCUUCACUCAGAAAGGACAACUUAAUGUUCAUGUUAGAAUCCACACAGGGCAGAGACCACAUAAAUGCACAGAAUGUGGAAGGUGCUUUGCUCAGAAAGGACAACUUAAUUUUCAUGAGAGAAUCCACAUUGGGGAGAGACCAUAUAAAUGUAUACAAUGUGGAAAUGCGUUUACUCAGAAAAGUGGUCUUAUUAAUCAUGAAAGAAUCCAUACAGGAGAGAAACCAUUUCAAUGUACAGAAUGUGGAAAGCGCUUCACUCAGAAAGGACAACUUAAUGUUCAUGUUAAAAUCCACACAGGGCAGAAAUUGUAUAAAUGCUUGGAGUGUGGAAAAAGCUUUUAUGGAAACAGAGAUCUUAUUUGUCACGAAAGAAUCCACACUGGGGAGAGACCAUAUAAAUGUAUACAAUGUGGAAAUGCGUUUACUCAGAAAAGUGGACUUAUUAAUCAUGAAAGAAUCCAUACAGGAGAGAAACCAUUUCAAUGUACAGAAUGUGGAAAGCGCUUCACUCAGAAAGGACAACUUAAUGUUCAUGUUAAAAUCCACACAGGGCAGAAAUUGUAUAAAUGCUUGGAGUGUGGAAAAAGCUUUCAUGGAAACAGAGAUCUUAUUUGUCAUGAAAGGAUCCACACUGGAAAGAGACCAUAUAAAUGUAUACAAUGUGGAAAUGCGUUUACUCAGAAAUGUGGUCUUAUUAAUCAUGAAAGAAUCCAUACAGGAGAGAAACAAUUUCAAUGUACAGAAUGUUGAAAGAGCUUUGCUCAGAAAGGACAAUGUUCAUAUCUUAUUUGUCGUGAAAGGAUCCACACUGGGGAGAGACCAUACAAGUGCAUGGAGUGUGGAAAGCAAUUUACUUGGAAAAUUUAUCUUAUUAAUCAUAAAAGAAUUCAUACAAGGGAAAAUAAAUAA
Protobothrops mucrosquamatus (brown spotted pit viper) is the source of this 1821-nucleotide messenger RNA. Its product is annotated as gastrula zinc finger protein XlCGF57.1-like. Lineage: Eukaryota; Metazoa; Chordata; Lepidosauria; Squamata; Viperidae. Gene Ontology annotation, biological process: regulation of DNA-templated transcription. The record is from RefSeq and is a predicted model, not a curated record. The transcript has 4 exons.